Molecule: messenger RNA, 1370 nt
Organism: Thrips palmi
Lineage: Eukaryota; Metazoa; Arthropoda; Insecta; Thysanoptera; Thripidae
Exons: 6
Coding region: 238-1269 (343 amino acids)
Source: RefSeq, a predicted model, not a curated record
UCGACGUCGCCGACGUGCACGGGGCGCCACAUAACCUCCCCGAGCGCCGACCACGCCGACCCAGGGACGUCGUCGGGCACCUCGACGCAGAGUUCGCCACCGGCACACCCCGCGCCUCGAAGCCACUCGAAGCAAGGCCGGGCGAUGCGGAGGGAGAAGAGGAUUUCGGACUGAAGUGGCGUCCGAACAACAACAACACCCACGUCGCCCGUCGUCUGCUUGCCGUCUGCUUCGACAAUGUUGACGAUUGUCGCGGUUCUACUCACCUUCUCCGGCGGCGAGGCGGUGCGCGUGCUCGGCGCUGGGGCGGCGGGGGCCUCGGGGGCCUCGGGGGCCUCCGGGGCGGCGCCCUACGUCACGGCGGGCCAGGCGGCCGUCCUGGAGUGCCGCUUCGUCCUGGAGACCCGCGAGGUCCUGCAGGGCGUCACCUGGACCAAGGACUCGCACCUCGUGUACCGGUGGCUUCCGAGCGGCAGGACACUGGCGUUCGGUCCCCUGGAGGGCCUGACCGAGGUCUCGGAGCCGGGCUGGAACGUGCGCCUGUCCCGCGCCACGACGGCCAUGGCGGGCAACUACUCUUGCAGCGUCCACACGGACCGCGGCAGCGCGGCGUCGCGGCGCUUCCGCUUCAACGUGCUGCUGGUGUGCAAGGCCAGGAUCGAGACCGAGGACUCGACGGCCGUCAACUGCACGGUGGGCUGGCGGGUGAGCUGCGCCAGGGUGUUCCCGGACCUCAACCUGACCGCCGGCGUCUUCGACCCGACCGAGAACAAGUUCAUCGACCGCGUCACGGAGUGGACCAAGGUGGUGUACUCCGACAACACGUUCGGCUUCCACGCCUUCAAGAGCUACCACGUCGCCGAAAUCCCCAAGUCCUCCGUCUUCCUCUGGAGCCUGAGCUACCAGGACCAAACCCCGCUCGUGACAGGGAACGUCUCGUCCGGAGCAGUGCACCGCGCGUGGUCUGGCUGCAGCGAGCCCCCUGCCCUCCCCGCCCCGCGCGACGCCAGCUUGCAGCUACAGCUCCUGUACGACGGCGUGGGGGUCGCGGGGGCGGGGGACGGCGGCGCGCAGACGGACUGCAGGGGGCGGCCGCGGGGCGCGACCCGGGCCGUGUACUCCUGCGCCAACGAGAUCCCCGACGGGGACGCCGGCGGCGCGGCCAGCAGCCAGGCAGGCGGCCAGGCAGGCGGCAGCACCAAGGAGCUAGUGUGUGCCAAUGGCGAGUGGGUGGAGGAAGACCCCUCCGCGCCCUGGCCAGUCUGCUAACCCACCGCAAACCCAAACCCGCCAGUCCGCCACCGCGCAGGCGAGUCGGCGUCGGCACCACACUCUGUAGGACUAAUAAACCUACGCACAAAAGUUCUGUA